This is a messenger RNA of Alosa sapidissima (American shad), 3034 nucleotides long. RefSeq names its product zinc finger and BTB domain-containing protein 16-A-like. The transcript has 7 exons. The record is from RefSeq and is a predicted model, not a curated record. Gene Ontology annotation, molecular function: RNA polymerase II cis-regulatory region sequence-specific DNA binding; protein binding; DNA-binding transcription factor activity, RNA polymerase II-specific. Gene Ontology annotation, biological process: regulation of immune system process; regulation of cytokine production; negative regulation of transcription by RNA polymerase II. Gene Ontology annotation, cellular component: nucleus. NCBI's taxonomy places the organism in Eukaryota, Metazoa, Chordata, Actinopteri, Clupeiformes, Clupeidae. Bases 309 to 2219 code for a protein of 636 amino acids.
GCCUCGCAGAAGCCUACAGACCGGAGUUUUUAGUCGCGAGACCCACCGACAAGCGGUUUAUGUGAACUUGAGCGGCAGUGUGCCAUGCUUGGAGUUGUAACAGCCACAGUAAGUAGCCUAUGGAUGCGCCUGGCCCUGUAACAGGCAGGCCUACGCUUUCGGAAACGAAGACGAGCAACCUUUCGAGUCAACACCCUGCAGGCUGUGAGCGCUGACCAGUCGCCCGGCUGGACCGCAGCGCAGAGCAGCGGAACCCUCAUGAGGCCACGGAACCCGGGGCUGCGCAGCGUUCCACGGCUCUGACCACCAUGGGCUCGGUCCAUCUCCAGAACCCCGCCCACCCGGCUGCGCUGCUCCACAAGGCCAAUCAGAUGCGUCUGUCCGGCACGCUGUGCGACGUGGCGAUCGUGGUGGACGGCCGGGAGUUUCGGGCCCACCGCACGGUGCUGGCCUGCACCAGCAAGAUGUUCGAGAUCCUGUUCCACCGCGAGAGCGCGCGGUACACGCUGGACUUCCUGUCGCCCAAGACGUUCGGCCAGAUCCUGGAGUACGCAUACACGUCGACGCUGCAGGCGCGCCUGGAGGACCUGGACGACCUGCUGUACGCCGCCGAGAUCCUGGAGAUGGAGUUCCUGGAGGAGCAGUGCCUGAAGAUCCUGGAGACCGUGCAGACGGCCGCCGAGGCCGACAGCGAGGCCGCCGCCGCUGACCAGGAGCGCCGGAACGCUGGCGGGACCGUCAGGACGAGUGCGCGGACCAGGGAUGCGGCCGGGACGGACAUCGCUGCAGCUGCCCCCCCACCCACCGCCGCCGACGCCAUGAACAGACUGGGUACCAACACCAGCACCUUCCAGAGUUCCUCUGUGCCGGCGUUGUUUGGAGCCUCCGCCCCAAACGCUUACGUUAGCCAAUCACUGUUGAGGGGGGAGGGCCUGAGCUCAGGUUUAGCCAAGGGUCUAAAUUCCGCUCGUCACCAUGGGAAACACCAUCCCAUAACACCGUCAGACAUCAAGACUGAGGACGAGGCCAUGCAAGUGGACAUGGCAGGUGAAGUCCGGGGUAGUCAUGACGACGAGAGCGGUGUCCAUGGCGACAGACCGGGAACGCCAAGCCGAGUGGCGAGAGGAAGUGUCAUCACCAGCGCACGUCACCUUAGCCACUCCCCCGAGGAGGGAUCAGGUGGGGCCGAGGCCGCCAAGGCCGAAUCAGGGUUAAUGGGCGUGGCCUCUUUUUAUGGCAUGCCUCCUGUCACAGCCAAUCACAUUCCACAGUUACAAAUGGGCCCGCCCUUCCACAUGCAGCUGGAUUUUGGACACUAUGGUGGCCUGCUGCCGCCAAACUUCCUGCAGAGGGACUUUCUCAGCAAGCUGGUCGGAAUCACUGCCAGCGAUUGCCGUCGCCGUGACAACAGGUGUGAUGUGUGCGGGGUGGAACUGCCGGACGAGGAGACUCUGGAGCAGCACAGGAAACUUCAUAAUGAGGUCAGAAGUUAUGGAUGUGAAGUCUGUGGCAAAACAUUCCUGGACAGUCUUCGACUGAGAAUGCACAUGUUGUCCCAUACAGCUGGAGAAAAAGCCAUCGUGUGUGACCAGUGUGGAGCUCAGUUCCAGAAAGAAGAGGACUUGGAGACCCACAAACAGAUACACACAGGUUCCGACAUGGCUGUGUUCUGCCUGCUGUGUGGGAAGCGGUUCCAGACGCAGUCAGGCUUGCGGCAGCACACAGAGACGCAUGCCGGCCUGCGUAGCUACGUCUGCACCGACUGCGACUGCACCUUCCCCAGCAACACCGCCCUCAAGAGACACCUGCGCUCACACACAGGUGACCAUCCCUUUGAGUGUGAGUUCUGCGGCAGCUGUUUCCGUGACGACACAACGUUGAAGGGUCAUAAGCGCAUCCACACCGGAGAGAAGCCCUACCAGUGCAACAGCUGCGGCAAGAAGUUCAGCCUGAAGCAUCAGCUGGAGACCCAUUACAGAGUACAUACAGGAGAGAAGCCGUUUGAGUGCAAGCUGUGCCACCAGCGCUCGCGUGACUACUCGGCCAUGAUCAAGCACCUGCGCACGCACAACGGCGCCUCGCCCUACCAGUGCACCAUCUGCCAGGAGUACUGCCCCAGCCUGUCCUCCAUGCAGAAGCACAUGAAGAACCACAAGCCCGAGGACGUGCCCGCCGACUGGCGCAUCGAGAAGACCUACCUGUACCUGUGCUACGUGUGAGCCAGACGGCCCAUCACUCACCCCACAUGGAGAGGGAGGGGUGCGGGGAGUGUGUGUGUGUGUGUGUGUGUCUGUGUGUGUGUGUGUGUGUGUGUCUGUGUGUGUGCGUAUUCAUGUGUGUGUAUGUGUGUGUGUGAGAUGGUAGAGAGCAGACACAGCAGUACCUGUGCUGCGUUUGACACAUGGCGUCUUUGCACCAGCGUCUCAGGACCAGCAGGGGGCGAUAGUGUGGGUUAGGGUGGGCAUUAGCAGAGUGUGUAAGUCAGUUACCUGGAUGGCAUCUGCAGGACUGGCAGAAACACGCACGCACGCACACACACACACACACACACACACACACACACACACACACACACACACACUAUUCUGGCUGUGAGCACUGAAGCCGGUAAGAAUAGAGAGAGGGACAGAGGUAUGGUGGAGGACAAGAGAACGAUGGGAUGAAUAGCGACAAGAAGAAGAAGGGACAAUGAAUAUCUAAAGAUUAUAUUCACAUCACAACACAACACACACACACACACACACACACACACACAGACACACACAGAUAGAGAGAGAGAGGCACGUCAUGUGUUCUGCAGUUUCAGUCAAAACAAACACACAAACACAUAUCUGUACACACACAGCAAGUAGGACAUGAUGAAUUACAUAAUAUUCAUUACAAAUUUAAAUCUAAAGAAAUGCUGUAACAAUUCAGGAGUGUGUGUUUGUGUGUGUGUGUCUGCGUGUGUCUGUCUUUGUGUGUAUCUGUGUCUUUCUGUCUGUGUGUGUUUGUGUGUCUUUCUGUGUGUGUGUGUGUGUGUGUGUGUGUGUGU